This is a messenger RNA of Morchella sextelata, 1614 nucleotides long. RefSeq lists its product as uncharacterized. Bases 1 to 1614 code for a protein of 537 amino acids. Gene Ontology annotation, biological process: protein localization to phagophore assembly site; autophagy of mitochondrion. Gene Ontology annotation, cellular component: phagophore assembly site; autophagosome. The record is from RefSeq and is a predicted model, not a curated record. The transcript has 6 exons. Lineage: Eukaryota; Fungi; Ascomycota; Pezizomycetes; Pezizales; Morchellaceae.
AUGGACGCCCAUGAUAUUGCCAAUAGAUUGAUGAGAAAAGAAAACUAUCUCAUAGCACUCUUCAACAAGGAGAUUUUGGACCUCACUAUUCCGAUUCCUUUUCUGAGAAGCAGGGGCUCUAUGUUGACGAAGACUUUGGAAUGGAACCUGAGUUUAACUAUUCUUGACUAUGUGUUUAAUGAACAGGGUCAGCUGAAUAGUAUGUUCUUGAAAGAGGGUCAUAGGAGGAUAUUGAGUGAUGCUCUAAAGAGACGGUUUAUGUUUGCAGGCUGGAUGAACAUUAUUACCGCUCCAUUCAUUGCGACCUAUUUCCUCUUGGUUUUCCUACUCCGGAACGUUCAUGAUUUUAUUAAAACACCAGCGAGAAUUGGUCACAGGCAGUACACACCUUUGGCAGAAUGGAAGUUUCGAGAAUUUAACGAAUUGCAUCAUCUUUUCCACAUGAGACUAUAUAUGAGCUAUCCCGCGGCGGAGGCCUAUGUCGACCAGUUCCCGAAGGAAAAGACCGCCCAAAUUGCACGAUUUAUUUCCUUUAUAGCUGGGUCCUUGCUAGGAGUUCUAGCUAUUGCUUCGUUGCUAGAUAGCGAUCUAAUACAAGGGUUUGAGAUAACAUCGGGAAUGACUGCUCUCACUUAUAUGGCCAUUCUUACAACAAUCGUAGCUGUCACUAGAGGUAUGCUUCCAGAAGAGAAUACUAUAUAUGAUCCGGAAUGGUCCCUCCGCAAUGUUAUCCAGCACACACAUUACAUGCCUGACCAUUGGAAGGAGAAAUUGCGAUCUGAUGAAGUUAAACGGGACUUUAUGACACUAUAUGACAUGAAAGUUUCAAUAUUUAUCAACGAAAUCCUGAGUGUCUUCUUCACACCAUUCAUUCUUUGGUGGUCUUUGCCAAAGUGCAGUGACCGGAUCAUCGAUUUUUUCCGAGAGUUCACUGUCCACGUUGAUGGUAUUGGUUAUGUGUGCAGUUUUGCAGUCUUCAACUUCCAAAAGCCCGGGCAUAACGUGGAGGAUCUUCGAGAGGAAUACUUUUCUUCGAAAGACAAUAAGAUGCUUUCUUCGUAUUUAGGAUUCAUGGAUCAGUACCACGGGACUCAAAUAAAAACAGGUCACGGAAAACGGCAGCAUCAGGGAUCUUUACGACCUUAUAUGACAUCGCCGAUUAUGGCCGCUGAUAUGAGUAAAUCGACAUAUAACCAGCAUCCCCAAAACCGACGCCAGGAUACCUCUGGUCCAGGAAUGGGAAAAUCUAUGCAUCGAGACAGCCCAGGGAGAAUGGGCGCAUCAAUGAUGCAAUCAUCACUCUUAGAUCCACAACACCAGCCAGCUUAUGGGGGUUUCUCAAGGAAUAUGAGACAACCAAUGUUCCAUCCCCGAUCGGCGGAAUCUUUGAGGGAAGAGGACGAAGAGGAGGAAUCUCCGAUCAACCCAGGGCAUAAUAGAAAACAGAGGUAUAGAAGUAAUUUGGGAGAGAGUUUUAUGUCGACAAAUGUCACCACAGCUAUGAUGGAGGCCGCGGAGGAGGGACAGGCUGGUCCUAGGACGAACGUACUAGAUUUAUUAAACCAAUUCGUAGGUGGCGGGGCCGAAACUGCUGGAAGACCGGGCGUUAUAUAA